This is a messenger RNA of Macrobrachium nipponense, 1416 nucleotides long. RefSeq lists its product as uncharacterized. The transcript has 2 exons. The coding region runs from base 1 to 1416 and encodes 471 amino acids. The record is from RefSeq and is a predicted model, not a curated record. Lineage: Eukaryota; Metazoa; Arthropoda; Malacostraca; Decapoda; Palaemonidae. Gene Ontology annotation, molecular function: nucleic acid binding.
AUGCACAGGCUCCAAUGUUGUAAAGAUCUUGAUUGGGACAAACCUCUUAAUAAUGACUUGGUUCGUGAAUGGAAAAACAUAUAUAGGCAGGCAAAUUCCUCUCCCAUAAUCAGAGUGCCAAGGUUUGUUGGUCCUAGGGACGGUGAAUACAAACUAAUAGCAUUUACAGAUGCCAGUCGUUCUCUUUAUGGUGUUGUAGUUUUUAUAUGUCAUAUUGAGACAAAUCGGUGUUGUUUCCUACAAGCUAAAAACCGUAUGGUUAAUACACAUUUGAAGAAUAAGUCGAUUCCGUCAUUGGAACUUAAUGCAGUUUUGUUUGGUGUUGAAAGCUUAAUGGAGUUACACAGAGACCUUACAGGUGGUGUGUGUAUGAAGCCAGUUAACAUAUCUGAAUUACUGUUGUAUACAGAUUCAAUAUGCUCACUUCAUUGGCUUGAUUCUUGUGUGUCCAAGAUGGAAAAAAUGCAGAGACUUGGUGUAUUUACCACUAACAGGCUUAAUGCAAUCCAGAGGUUAUGUGAAAAGUACCCUGUUAAGUUUUGUUUUGUUUCGGGAAAAGAAAACCCAGCAGACAGCAAUACUCGCCCCUUUUCUUAUAGGUCUCUUAUGAAAACAAAUUUUCUUAUUGGACCAGAUUCAAACUUUAUUAAGACUGAAGAUGAAUUAUCUGUUAUCAUUCCUAAUCCACUGACUGUUGACAAAAUGGCUCCUGUCAUCGAUUAUAAUGUAUAUGUGGGAAUUAAUUCUGAACAUUCUCUAAAUAAUUCCGAAAAUGCUCAUUUAAUAGACCCUAAUGAUAUUUCUGAUUUCAGGAGAUUGGUUUUGAUUCACCGAAGAGUCUUGCGGUGUGGUAUGAAAUGGAAGCAGAAGAUAGGGAUAGAAGGCAGUCCUAAAUCACCUAAUAGUAACCUGUUUGCUCAGGCCCUUAGCCAGAUUAUAUCUACAGAGCAAAAAUUGUUUUUCCCUGAAGUGUUUUCGUAUUUUCAGGAUCAAAAGGUUAGACUUAAAGACCUACCUAAGAUAGUUACUCAACUGAAUGUUUUUCUUGACAUAAAUAACGUUAUUAGGGUGAAAGUAAGUUUAAGACAUGGGAGAUUCAACAACAGAACUUUCCAUUUGAAUCAAAAUGUUUAUAGAGAGUUUAGGUCUGACCCACCAUCUAUUCCCUUCAAUAAUGUUUUUAUUGACUACCUAGGUCCUUUUACAGUUAAAAAGGACUCUGAAUCUCAAAAAGUUUGGUUACUUAUUUUUGCAUGUACUUGGAGUCGAGGAAUUGAUCUCAGGAUAUGUAAUGACCUCUCGGUCAAGGAGUUUUUAAGAUCAUUUCAACUUCAUUGUUUUAAUUAUGGAGUACCACAGCUUGUUGUCAGUGACCUAGGCUCUCAGCUUGUUGCAGGCGCCAACCAUAAUUCAUGA